AUGAUAAAGAAAUCCUUCCAGCAUGGUUUUGCUGAAAAAUGGUUGAAAGAUAUCAAAAAAAUAGUUUGGAUAUCGGUACAAAUCACAUUUUCAUUAGUUUAUGGAGCUUUGCUAUUAGUGGGAUUGAUCGGUAAUGGUGGAGUAUUGCUAGCUGUUUCAACAAAUCGAAGGCUUCGAUCGGCUCGAAAUAUAUUCUUGCUUAAUUUGAUUCUAACCGAUAUACUACUCUGUGUAACAGCAAUACCUGUUACCCCUUGGUAUGCGUUAACUAAGGAUUGGCAAUUCGGGCCACUAAUGUGUCGACUCAUGCCACUUUCUAAUUCAUGUUCAGUGUUUGUGACCAGUUGGAGUUUAACGGUGAUCGCUUUGGACAAAUUCAUUCACAUUAUGGAUCCAACACGGGCUCCGAUAAGUAUAAAGCGAGCAGUGCUGAUAACUUUAAUUAUUUGGCUUGUUUGUUCGUUAAUCAAUGUGCCAUAUCUUAUGAGCUAUGAGCUCGUUGAUGGAGCCUAUUAUGUACCUAAAAAUGCUACUCCAUUUUGUGGACAAUUUUGCGAUGAAAUCAAUUGGCAAGGUGAAACACCACGUCGUCUUUAUGGUUCUGCUGUUGUUCUAUUACAGUUUGUUGUUCCGCUGGCUGUUAUUACAUAUUGUUAUAGCAGAAUUUUGGCCAAAGUUGCUAAAGAUAUGAUAAUUCAAAAUGCUCAGUUCAGUAAAAGUCUUACGAGUACUCAACGAAUAGAUGCGGUGAAUCGCAAGAAAAAGGUUGUUGCUUUUUUUGUGAAAUGUACUUGCUUUUCGUUAGCAAAGAUUUCUGGUAAAAUAUUUUAA
Dracunculus medinensis (Guinea worm) is the source of this 831-nucleotide messenger RNA. NCBI's taxonomy places the organism in Eukaryota, Metazoa, Nematoda, Chromadorea, Rhabditida, Dracunculidae. The record is from the annotation of a GenBank genome assembly.